AAGGAGAAGGGCGCCGAGGAGGAGAGCAAACCCGCCAAGGGCCCGCGCAGACCCAGGAUCAUGCACUGCAAAGUCACACUGCUGGACGACGCACUCUUCGAGUGUGAGCUUGACAAACAUGCCAAAGGCCAGGAGUUAUUCACUAAAGUGUGUGACCACCUCAACUUGCUGGAGAAGGACUAUUAUGGGCUGGCCAUUUGGGAGACACCCACCAUGAAGACUUGGCUGGAUUUCACCAAGGAGAUCAGGAGGCAGGUAUCAGGGACCAACUACGAGUUCACCUUCAAUGUGAAGUUUUACCCUCCAGACCCUGCCCAGCUAUCAGAAGACAUUACAAGGUACUACCUGUGUCUGCAGCUGCGUAAGGACAUCCAGGGGGGGCGGCUGCCGUGCUCCUUCGUGACGCUGGCCCUGCUGGGCUCCUACGCCCUGCAGUCGGAGCUGGGGGAGUACGACCCCGAGACGCACGCGCCCGACUACGCCAAGGACCUGAAGCUGGCCACCGGGCAGAGCAAGGAGCUGGAGGAGAAGAUCACAGAGCUGCAUCGCACCUACAAGGCCAUGAGUCCUGCGCAGGCUGACAUGAGCUUCCUGGAGAACGCCAAGAAACUGGCCAUGUACGGAGUGGACCUGCACCAGGCGAAGGACCUGGACGGCGUGGACAUCAUGUUGGGCGUGUGCUCCAGUGGCCUGAUGGUCUACAAGGACAAGUUGAGGAUCAACCGUUUCCCCUGGCCCAAAGUCCUCAAGGUCUCCUACAAGCGCAGCAGCUUCUUCAUCAAGAUACGCCCCUCAGAGCUGGAACACUAUGAGAGUGCCAUUGGCUUCAAGCUGCCCAACUACAAAGCCGCCAAGAAGCUCUGGAAAGUCUGUGUGGAGCAUCACACCUUCUUCAGGUUGACCUCCACCGAGGCGGCCACCACCCCGAGGAAGUUCCUGGCCCUGGGCUCCAAGUUCCGCUACAGCGGCCGCACGCAGGCCCAGACCCGGCAGGCCAGCUCCAUGAUCGACCGGCCCGCCCCCGCCUUCCAGCGCUCCGCCAGCAAGAGGAACUCCCGCAGCCUCGAUGGAGCAAUGGUGGCCACCCCUGAGAAAGGUGCCCGCCCCGUCAGCGCCCCAAUCAUGCCCCUCAUCUCCCCGGGAGACGUGAUCCCCUCGGCCGCCCCCGCAGCUGUCACCUCGGCAACUAAGGAUCGCAAAGAGGCCUCGCCGGCGGGCCGCACCUCUCGCUCGGCAGAGAGGAAGGCGGAGGUGAAGGGGGAGGGCCGCACCACCACAGACUCCCCCAAGGCCCAGCAGGGCGGGGCCAAAGCUGAGCACACACCUGACAUCAAGGAUGUGGACAAGACCCAGUCUGAGAUCAUGCGUCACCACACCAGCAUCAGCGAGCUGAAGCGCAGCUUCAUGGAGAGUGUCCCGGAGCCGCGGCCCAGCGAGUGGGACAAGCGCCUGUCCACGCACUCGCCCUUCCGCACCGCCACCGUCGCCACCAUCAACGGACAGAUGCAGACCAGCGCAGAGGGGUCCCCUGUCGUGAAGACUCAGACAAUCACCAUCUCUGAUGUCACCAACUCCCUCUGCGGGGAGGUCGUCACCAAAGAGGUCCCCAUCGUGCACACCGAAACUAAGACCAUUACGUACGAGGCGGCGCAGUCGACGGUAGACACGGUGGCAGAGAGGGAGACUGGGAUGCUGCUGAGCGCACAGACCAUCACCUCGGAGACCAUCAGCACUACCACCACCACCCAGAUCACAAAGCAGACGGUGAAGGGAGGGAUCUCGGAGACCCGCAUUGAGAAGCGGAUCGUCAUCACCGGAGACACAGAGAUCGACCACGAUAAGGCCCUGGCUCGAGCCAUCAAGGAGGCCAAGGAGCAGCACCCGGACAUGGCCGUCACCAAGGUGGUGGUGCACCAGGAGACAGAGAUCACCCCCGAGUAGAGGAGCAGAGCCCCUACUGACUGACGUCGACUCCGUGGGAUCACACACAC
This is a messenger RNA of Engraulis encrasicolus (European anchovy), 1991 nucleotides long. It is a transcript of the gene epb41a, whose product is annotated as erythrocyte membrane protein band 4.1a. The record is from RefSeq and is a predicted model, not a curated record. Gene Ontology annotation, molecular function: actin binding; structural molecule activity. Bases 61 to 1941 code for a protein of 626 amino acids. Gene Ontology annotation, biological process: cortical actin cytoskeleton organization. The transcript has 16 exons. Gene Ontology annotation, cellular component: plasma membrane; cytoskeleton. Lineage: Eukaryota; Metazoa; Chordata; Actinopteri; Clupeiformes; Engraulidae.